This is a messenger RNA of Nestor notabilis (Kea), 5019 nucleotides long. It is a transcript of the gene COL22A1, whose product is annotated as collagen, type XXII, alpha 1. Bases 1 to 4782 code for a protein of 1593 amino acids. The transcript has 63 exons. The record is from RefSeq and is a predicted model, not a curated record. NCBI's taxonomy places the organism in Eukaryota, Metazoa, Chordata, Aves, Psittaciformes, Psittacidae.
AUGUACAUGAUGGGAAGAUGCUGUGUGCCCCAUCUCAUGGUUCUUCUCACAUUCGUGUUCAACGGGGAGCGAAUUGUGGCACAAAGAGCAGGUUGCAAGAAUGUUCACUAUGACCUUGUCUUCAUCUUGGAUGCCUCCUCCAGCGUUGGAAAAGAGAAUUUUGAGAAAGUUCGGCAGUGGGUGUCUAACUUGGUGGAAACUUUUGAGAUUGGCCCAGACAAAACCCUUGUUGGUGUGGUGCGAUACAGUGAUCGUCCCACCACAGAGUUUGACCUGGGGAAGUACAGAACCUGCGAGGAAAUCAAAGAGGCUGCACGAAACAUUAAGUAUUAUGGGGGUAAUACCAACACUGGAGAUGCUCUCAGGUACAUCAACACCUACAGCUUUUCCAAAGAAGCUGGUGGGAGACUUAGUGAUCGAACAGUUAAAAAAGUGGCUAUUCUUUUGACUGAUGGAAGGAGCCAGGAUCACGUCUUGGAUCCUGCCAAUGCAGCACAUCAGGCUGGGAUUAGGAUCUUUGUUGUGGGUGUUGGCGAAGCCUUAAAAGAGGAACUCGAUGAGAUUGCUUCAGAACCCAAGUCUGCUCACGUGUUUCAUGUCUCUGAUUACAACGCCAUCGAUAAAAUCCGAGGGAAGCUGAGAAGACGCCUCUGUGAAAAUGUCCUUUGUCCAAAUGUCCAUGUGGAAGGAGAUCGAUUCAAACACACCAGUGGGGGGACUGAUGAGAUUCCAGGAUUUGACCUUAUGGAUUCGUUCAGCGUUAAGCAAAUUUUUGGAAUGAAAGAAAAUGGAAUUCAGAGUGCUUAUGUUCGACUUGGAAGCUUUCCUGUUGUUCAAAAAACUGAGGAUGUAUUUCCCCAAGGUCUCCCUGAUGAAUAUGCCUUUGUAACUACCUUCAAAUUCCGGAAGGCUUCCAGGAAAGAAGACUGGUAUAUUUGGCAGAUUAUUGACAAGUACGGCAUACCACAGGUCUCGAUCCGGCUGGAUGGAGAGAACAAAGCUUUAGAGUACAACGCCGUUGGGCUCACCAAGGACGCUGUGAGAGUGGUCUUCCGAAAUGAAAGAGUCAGCGAUCUUUUUGACCGCAGCUGGCACAAAAUUGCCUUCAGCAUUCAGUCAAAAUCUGUCUCACUCUACAUAGACUGCAAACUGGUGCAGACGCUGCCUAUUGAAGACAGGGAAAAUAUUGACAUUCAAGGAAAGACUGUGAUUGGCAAACGCUUGUAUGAUAGCGUCCCCAUUGAUUUUGAUCUUCAGCGGAUGGUUAUUUACUGUGAUUCUCGGCAUGCUGAGCUGGAGACCUGCUGUGACAUUCCCUCUGGACCAUGCCAGGUCACUGUCCUGACUGAAGCACCUCCCGUGGAAGUAAGGCCCACUGUUGGCAGCGAGCAAGUUGGCCACCUCAAGACAUUCAACUGCUCCUGCCCUGCUGGACAAAAGGGGGAAAGAGGUCCAAUUGGCCCUGCAGGUCCUAAAGGUCAAAAGGGAGAAAGUGGCACCCAAGGGCUUCCUGGACUCAGAGGAGAAAAAGGAGAGUCAGGCAGAGUCUAUGGCAGAGGAGAAAAAGGAGAAAAGGGGUCCCUGGGCUCACCUGGCCCCCCUGGGAAGGAUGGAGCAAAAGGAGAAGUCGGUGAACCAGGACAGCCAGGAGCAUUUGGACUGCCAGGGCCAGCAGGCCCAAAGGGAUCCGAGGGGAAACAGGGUCCUCCAGGAAUCAAAGGCUACGUGGGUGCACCGGGUCUACAAGGAGAAAGAGGAGAAAAGGGAACACGAGGAGACAAGGGAGAGCGAGGCCUAGAUGGGUUCCCCGGAAAGCCAGGUCUGGAGGGAAAACAGGGCCCUGCUGGCAGCCCAGGCCCUCCAGGUGCCAGUGGGACCAAAGGAGAAAAGGGUGAACCAGGACCUUCAGGACUGCCUGGCUCUUUAGUGCCUACUGAAGGCCUAAAAGGAGAGCAAGGAAUGCCUGGGCCACGAGGACCACAAGGCCAACCUGGACUUCCUGGACCUCCAGGUGAGCCUGGUCUGGAAGGCAAGCCUGGAAUCCCUGGUGUACCAGGUCAAAGGGGUAAAAAGGGAGAACCAGGAUUCCCAGGAAUCAAUGGUCUGAUUGGCCCUCAGGGACCUCCAGGGCCCUCAGGCAUUGCUGGACCUCCUGGAGCACCAGGGCUGCCAGGAGAGAUUGGAGUAUCUGGUAAAACUGGACCACCAGGACCACCUGGGUUGUCUGGCAAAGAUGGAUUGAAUGGGCUUCCUGGGCUUCCAGGUCAAAAGGGAGAACAAGGGGAAAAGGGUGAGGGAGGCUUUCCUGGAAAAGCUGGUCCUAAGGGUGACCCAGGGAGCCGUGGCCAACCUGGUGAGCAGGGUGAAGCAGGACUUCCUGGUCCUCAGGGUUUACCUGGACUGAGAGGAGAAAAAGGAGACCGGGGAGAAAAAGGCAAAGAUGGGUUCCCGGGAUUGAAAGGUGAAAGAGGAGAAAAGGGUGACACAGGUCCCCCUGGACCCCCAGGCUUACCUGGAACAACAGCCUUCUUCACCCCACACCCCAGGAUCCCUGGUGAACCUGGACCAAAAGGGGAGAAAGGAGAUCAAGGAACAAGUGGAGAACCUGGCUUACCUGGGAUCCCAGGUGAAAAAGGUGUCCCAGGACCUGCAGGAGCAGAGGGCACAAAGGGGCAGAAAGGAGCCCAAGGAGAAUCUGGAGCCCCUGGAGAAGCUGGUGUGACUGGGCCAGCAGGACCCCCAGGUCCAAGAGGCUUACCAGGAAAUGUGGGUGUGCCUGGACACCCUGGGCUUCCAGGAAAAGAAGGAGAAAAAGGGGAAAAGGGUGAUCCUGGAAAAGAAGGAAAAAUGGGUUUACCUGGGCCAGCUGGUGAGCCAGGGCGUGCUGGAGAGCCAGGUUUGCCUGGUAAGGGUAAAGAUGGAGAACAGGGACAAAGAGGACCACCAGGCUUGCCAGGACCCUUUGGACACAAGGGUGAGAGGGGACCUCCUGGCCUCCCUGGGCAGCCAGGAGACAGAGGUGCACCAGGAAUUGGGCUGGCCGGACCCCCUGGCCCAGUGGGACCUCCAGGAGACAAAGGGUCAUUGGGUCCCCGCGGUGUACCUGGUAUCCCUGGACCACAGGGGCCUCCUGGCCAGGAUGGUCUACCUGGGAAUCCAGGGGAAAGGGGACCUCCUGGAAAACCAGGUUCCCCACCCCUGCUCUCUCCAGAGGACAUAAAUCUCUUAGUCAAGGAUGUAUGCACUGAAUGCCCUCCUGGCCCACCAGGAUUGCCAGGCAUCCCAGGUUUCAAAGGUGAUAAAGGUCUCCGAGGACCACCAGGUAGAGAUGGCCAGGAUGGGAAAAUGGGGAAUGCUGGUCCCAGAGGUCCUGCAGGCCCACCUGGGCUUGAUGGCCCAAAGGGUGCUAAAGGAGACCGUGGUAUGACCGGGGAUGUAGGAGAAAAAGGUGAACAGGGCCAUCCUGGAAUGCCUGGCUUCUCAGGGGCUCCUGGAAACCCUGGUCCACCUGGCCCAGAUGGAGCACCAGGACCAAUAGGACCAGCAGGAAACCCAGGAGACAUAGGUAAAGAUGGCCCUCCAGGUCCACAGGGCCCACCAGGAUUGCCUGGACUUCCAGGAAUUGCUGGGAAUGAUGGCAAGGAUGGCAAGCCAGGAUCUCUUGGGGAACCGGGAAAGCCUGGAGAACCAGGGCUCCCAGGCCGGGAGGGUGCCAGAGGCUUACCAGGUUUCAAAGGACAGAGAGGAGAUACAGGUCCUCCAGGACCCCGGGGGGAACCAGGUGUGACAGGUCCUGCUGGUCGUGAGGGGCCACCAGGGAAGGAUGGUGAUGCUGGUCCCAUAGGACCACAGGGCCCUCGAGGACCCAGGGGGCAGCCGGGCAAGAAUGGAUCACCCGGACCUGCAGGAGAACCUGGCCCAGCAGGUAACCCAGGUCCUAAAGGAAAUAAAGGAGAAAAUGGCAGCCCAGGACUUCCUGGCUUCAUAGGACCCCGAGGACCCCCUGGAGAACCAGGAGAGAAGGGUCCUCCUGGAAAAGAGGGUGCUCCAGGGAAAACAGGUGAAACUGGCUCCAGAGGAGAGAGGGGAGAGCCAGGCAUCAAAGGCGAGAAAGGCCCUCAAGGGGAAAAGGGCCCUCCAGGUGAUCCUGGGAUACCUGGUCAUAAAGGCCAUCCAGGACUGAUGGGUCCCCAUGGACCCCCAGGAGACACUGGGCAAGUUGGACCUCCUGGUCCUCCGGGACAGCCAGGAUUUCCAGGACCAAGGGGGGAGCCCCCAUCUCUAGAGACUUUGAGAAGGCUCAUCCAACAGGAGUUAGACAAGCAGCUUGAUGCAAAGUUAGCCUAUCUCCUGGCUCAGAUACAGCCUGCACAUGUCAAAGUGUCCCAUGGCAGACCAGGACCUCCUGGUCCCCCCGGGAAGGAAGGACUCCCAGGAAGAACUGGUCCUCCGGGAGAGCCUGGCCGGCCUGGGCAGACUGGGUCUGAAGGGCCACCUGGACCGAUUGGUCCCAAAGGAGAAAGAGGAGCAAAGGGUGAGAAAGGAGACACUGGCAUUGGCCAACGAGGGGAAAUAGGUCCUCCAGGAAUUCCAGGUCUCCCAGGGGAGCCUGGCUAUGCCAAAGAUGGGAUGCCAGGACCACCCGGCCCUCAAGGUGAAGCUGGUGUGCCUGGUCUCAAGGGUCCACAGGGACCUCCAGGAGCUAAUGGACAGUGUGACCCUACUCAGUGUGCUUACUAUGCAAGCCUGGCUGCCAGACCUCCCAACGUCAAAGGGCCCUAACUUGCAGGGAGUAUCCUCAGACUUGAUUUUAAAACUUGAAUUCAUCCCACCUACCAAGAGCUCUCAGAUGCCUUCAACUGUUUUCUUCACAAGAGGCCUUCAAAGCCAACAAAUGCUGCCGGUCGGUCAGAUUAUUUUUAUGAAUUAUAAUUAUUAUUAUUAUUAUUAUCUUUGAUGUGAUAUGUGAAUUUGUUUUUUGUUUUCUCUAACAUCAGGGCAUAUUAAAACAUUAAAAAU